Molecule: messenger RNA, 999 nt
Organism: Rotaria socialis
Lineage: Eukaryota; Metazoa; Rotifera; Eurotatoria; Philodinida; Philodinidae
Source: the annotation of a GenBank genome assembly
AUGCAUCGUUUUGAAAUCUUGUCUAUUUUUCUAUACUGGAUGAGUAUUGUGGUCACUACAGAAAUCGAUGUAACACUCGUCAAAAACAGUGCUACAGUUACUGUUGCAACAACAAGUUCAUGUGAGGUAUGCGACUUUAUUGUUGAUUGCCAAAAUGCCGGUGAUGAACAUUCAUGUAGUAAUUGUACACUUGAUGGCACACCAAGUUCUUUAUGUGGUUGGAAUGGUGUUAGUAAAGGGUCACUUAUGUGGAAACUUCGUUCAAACGGAGCAUUAGCCGCAGAUAAUCAACGAUCACCAUUUGAUCAUGCAUCAUAUAGUCCUACUGGGAAUUAUAUGUAUUUAUCAAUAUCGGAUGGAACGGCUCUAAAUUUAUCAGCACGCUUAAUAACACCUGUUCUUAGCCAAGCAAGUUCAACAUGUCUUCUGGAAUUCUGGGUUUACUUAACUGGUGUUUCAUCAAAUCAAUUGAAUGCUAUGUUAUUAACUGAUAAUCAAACUGAACGAGCAAUAUUACAACAAUUUCAUUAUCACGCAAUGACCAAUUGGACAAAAGUAAAUAUUAUAAUUGGUUGUGUUGAUGUACCAUUUCAAAUAUCAUUUGAUUCAAAACAUUCAACAACACUUCGAUGGGUUGCUAUUGACGAUACGAACAUCGCUCGCUGUCAUUUACCUCCGAUUGUUAAUGCAAGCGAAUGUCAAGCAGCAGAUCGAUUUCACUGUGCACGUGGUUCCUGUAUACCUAAAGUUCGUAUUUGUGAUACGACUGAUGAUUGUGGUGAUCAUUCCGAUGAAUCACGUCGUCUAUGUGCAUCGUAUCGAACAUGUACAUUUAAUAUAUCAUUCUGUGAUUGGAUACAUGAUAAUUCAAUACAAUUCAAAUCGCAUCAUGAUCAUCGAGAUAAGUUGUUCAAAUUGAAUGAAUUUAUUCGUUGUUGGUUGACACUGCCAAUAGGAAUCAAAACAUUUCAGAUAGAAAAUGUCGCCAAUGAACAAUAA